UGGCUGGCUGCAAAGAAACGGGACAGAUGUCUUCCGCCAGUGUAAAAGAGGAGUCUUGAAUGCAAAUAGCCAGACAUUACUGCCUGGAUGCAGUGACUGAAGCAGUCUACAACUCCAGCAUCUGGGAAAACACAAUGAUUGUGGUCCGUGGAUAUGAUGUAAGCUAACCAAACCCUUCAAUCGUGAAGGAUAUAGUGACACUUUGAGCGCAUUGGUGGAAAGGAUGGUUUAAUGAGUCCAAUGAAAUGAAAAAUGGAAGCUACUAAGACAGAUUUGCGUCUGUUACUGGAAUGUCUGAAAUACCAGAUGAAAUGGCCUGGCUCACAGAAACAAGCUCUUCUCACUAUCAUCUCAAUCUGCAAACAAAAUGAUCAGUAUGUGGAGUUCUUCAGAGAGAUUGGAGGAAUUUCCUUCAUCUAUAACCUGUCAAAGUCCAGCACUUUCUCUCAGGUUAAAGAGACCGCUCUAUUUACACUUGCAUCCUUAGCUGAAUUGCAAGAGAGCUGUAAACAGACACUGUGCAGAGAGGAGACGUUUCGUGACUUAGCACAGCAUCUGGAACAAAAAAUGCCACUUACGGAGAAAAGAGUAGCGGUGUACAUGGUGUCUGUAUUGGUUGCCAACAACAGAUGUGGACAGACUCUUGCUAAGACCUCCAGAUGUAUCGAAACCUUGCUCAAUUUGUUCAGGCAUAGUUUUCCAGAUCCCAAUGACUCUUUUGAGCAGCUACAGUUGUGGGCCACUGUGUCUAGUGCUCUCUGUGGCUCUGUCAACAACCCUCAGAAUGAGGAGAAUCAGAACUUAUGUAUGCAUGUGUUUCCCCUGGUGAAGACCUGGCUGCAGGAAGUGGCAUUGCCCAGGGCAGAUUUGGCACAGCCUAUAUGCUCAUUUAUUGGCAUGACUGUGGCAAACAACCCUUGUGCUCAGGAGUAUUUUGUGUCAGUGGGAGGCCUGAGUUCACUCUCAGACACUCUUACCAGAGUUUUGUCUCAGUCUGUACACAGUGCUGCUGCUUGUAAGAUGGCAACGGUUAUCACUAAAACACUCUCGGCCUGCAUCUCAAACAAUGAGCAGUUGGUAUCUUCUUUAUCAGAGUUGAGGGUUAUUCCAGGGCUGUUGUGUCUGUUGUCCAGCCCAAACCUUGACCAACAAGACCGGCUCGCCGUGGUGCUGACGAUUGGACACCUCACGGAUGCCUGUGUAGAGCACCAAUCUCAGUUGUUGUCGGCUGGAGGUUUGCCAAUUAUGAUUUCGCUGCUCACUGAGGCCAGUGAUGAAGAGGUCAGAAAGGCAGCUGUGUUUGUACUGCACACCUGCAAAAGAAUCACUGAAUCAUUAGGCGGAGACAUGUCCAGUAUGGAUCUGCAGGAGAGUGACAAAGAGAGACACUUGCGUUCAGCUGGAGAAAUCCUCCAGAGAAUACAGCAUCUAGAGAAAAAGAUGGGUGUGAAACUGUGGGAAAGAGCCAUUGAAAGCCAGCAGCACAGCAUGCAGAGGUCGGCCUCAUCUGUGGAAUGUAAUGAGGCAAUGUGGGAGGGCCCUGUGAUGCAAAAGGUCAAAGUUCAUCAUCGAGUAUGUGAGUCUCCUGCAGGAACUCUUGAACAUCCAAUGACAAAUGAAAUACCGUACGACCAAGAGAGCUUGCAGUGUGUCAGCUCUGAAGAGUGUUUGAGUCCUGCCCAAGUCACUCACUUCAGAGGCUCUAGCUGGGGACAGAGCAAAGAAAGAGAGCAUGAACAAAUGAGAGAGAAUGAGAGGAAUAUUGAGAGGAGUGACAACCAGGAGACGAGGAGAGAGAGAGUUGUGAAAAAGAGAGACAUGGAGUGGAAAAUGAAGUCUGAAAGAGUGGCGAAGAGAUUAAAGAUGAUGAAUUUGGACUCAGAUCUUGAUGGCAACAAACGUCUCCAGCACUGCAGCACGCCAACAAGGGGCGGCAGAGAUACACGGGGCCCAGAUAUUUUCAGACAUCCUGAUCCCAUGAAGAGAAACCAGUGCACGCAACCUCUCUCAGAUGAUGAGAUGUCGCUGUGCUCUGAGCUGUUAGACAGAGAAAUUAACAGGUUUCUGAAGCCGCCCUCUCCCACUAAACCCAGCAAUCUACGCUGUGCAGGUUGUGUGAAACAUAUGAAUGAGAUGGACAGUCGUUCAUUUGGCGCCGUGUUGCGUAGCUGCAGGUUUCAGUGUGACUUUCACCUGGUGCUACAAGAGGUUGAGGAUCGAUUCAGGAGAAGCCAGCAGUUAGAGAAGACUAGCCACAAUUUAACACAUGCUCAUAUCAACACACACGGCAAAAACAGAGAGCAAAGCACAUGCACUAAUGGGGAUAAUAAGAGGAGCAAGAGGGAAAAACACAGACUGAGUCACCAACCAUCAGACGGAUGUUUUAGGCUCACACCACUGAGAAGGCCGUGUGAAACAAACGGCCCAGAAAUGGAAAAGAACAUGCAUCACAUACAUAAGAAGAAAACCUCAGAAUACUGGCUCCCAAAAAAUUCUUCAGGCAGACACCGAGAGAGGCAGAACUGGUCUGCUGAUGAGUUGCGCUAUCUCAAAAUGGGUGUGAAAAGGUUUGGCCACUCCUGGAACUCCAUCCUCUGGACGUAUCCCUUCCAGCCCAGUCGCACCAAUAAAGCCAAAACACAGGGUGUAGAUCUGUCUGGUGCAGGAGAUGGAUAAAAACAUCACCAGAUAAUCUCAAAAUGGACAAAUUUUCUGCCAUCUAAUCUAUAACGAUUUUUCACUAUUUACGUUCUGUCUUAUUUAAUAGAGUAAUAUAUUGGAUGUUUUUGAAUUGUUUAGAAUUGCCCUUAUUUUGCUAUAUAACAAGGUGAUGUGUUAGAAAAUAACAUUGUUUGUACUAAAGAGAUAUGGAAAAAGAAGAAAAGAUUUUGUUUCUUAUAAAGUUGUAUUUUCCCUUAGGGUAACAGUUACCUGUUUAUUUGUUUUCAGUCAAAUCCACUUGAUUUGCAUGGCAGGCACAUAUUUGUAUAAAGUUUACAUUGUGCAACUGUU
This is a messenger RNA of Rhinichthys klamathensis goyatoka, 3012 nucleotides long. It is a transcript of the gene terb1, whose product is annotated as telomere repeat binding bouquet formation protein 1. The coding region runs from base 253 to 2676 and encodes 807 amino acids. Gene Ontology annotation, biological process: meiotic attachment of telomere to nuclear envelope; homologous chromosome pairing at meiosis. Lineage: Eukaryota; Metazoa; Chordata; Actinopteri; Cypriniformes; Leuciscidae. The record is from RefSeq and is a predicted model, not a curated record. The transcript has 22 exons.